Pestalotiopsis fici W106-1 is the source of this 2118-nucleotide messenger RNA. RefSeq lists its product as uncharacterized. The transcript has a single exon. NCBI's taxonomy places the organism in Eukaryota, Fungi, Ascomycota, Sordariomycetes, Amphisphaeriales, Sporocadaceae. The record is from RefSeq and is a predicted model, not a curated record. Bases 1 to 2118 code for a protein of 705 amino acids.
AUGGAUGAUCAGCAGAAGAUCUCGGUCCACGAUCUGGGCACGAGGUCCGUUACUCUUUUCCCCGACCGCGCUCAGGUCACUCGAGACAUCAGGGUGGGACUUGGGCCCGGCACGACCGAAGUUAUCAUCACUGGACUCGACCCAAGUGUCGACAAGCGCUUCGUCAAGAUCAAGAGCAGCGGAUGUGCAAUCAUUGACGACGUUACUGUUGAGACCCGGCCCAAUUGCGAUAAGUCUCAUGAUGUUUGCCCCGACAUGGAGUUCGAGGACCAGUCCGAUUCAGAGGAUCGCAAUGAUGGUGAUCAUGCAGAUUUUGAGCUUCCAGAGCUGAAGGAAAACCAAGACCAGAUCGCAAAGCUCCACGAGGAGCAGAAUCGUGCUACAGAAACCAUCGUCAGUGCCCAGAGACAAUGUGAGUUUCUUGACUCCUACAAUAGCAAGAUAACCAGCUCUCCUCCAAAAUCCGACAAACCCCUCGAAGACUUGGACAUCACGACUGUACUGGAAAACUACAGAAAGGAACGCAGCAAGCUUUACGAAACUGUCUUGGCUGAAACCUCCAAGAAGCGUGAGAUCGAGCAGAAGAUUUCCGAUCUGGCCAGAAAGCAAGACCCACUGCGUAAACGUCGAGACAAACAGCAGGCAAUGAUCCAAAAGAAUAGGGCCAAAAUGCUGCGAGCAAAAGAGAAACGGUCGCGGGAAAUUGCGCAACUUCGCCGUGAGGAAGAACAUAUCUGGCCAGAGCGCAUCCACGUGAUCAAAGUCAGCCUGUUUAAUAGAGCUAGAGCCAUGGGUGUAAGUGAUCUCGAGCUUAUCUACGACACGCGCGCGGCCUAUUGGUCGCCCAGCUACAACCUCUCUUUUUCGAGCACCACCAAGUCGACCGUCUUACGUUUUGACGCACACAUCACCAAUAUGACAUCUGAAACCUGGUCAAACUGCAGGGUGACCUUGGCUGACUCUAGGGGAUGGUACUCUGGUCUCGAAGACGACUUCUCAAAUUUUGCCCAGCGGUACAUCAAAUUCGGAACAGGGAAAGCCAAACCCCUGGGAUAUCCCAACAAUUACCACAAUCCGCUCAUCUUCUCAGGAGGAGACCUUGUACGCAGUCGACUUGACGCUGCCAAGAAGAGCUCGCUGAAUGAAAACCUAAAGGCUAUGCAGCGUCCAACUCCUUCGCCUGCCCUUGUAGGUGCUGAUAGGGUCUUGCCACCUCCCACAGCAAGUCUUGCCCGCAAGGAAGGCCCAACGGGCGUUCAAGCGUAUCCCGAGCUCGGUUUCCAGGAAUCACCAUUCGAGGAGACUGAUCUUGGCUCUAUCUACGAGCUCAAGGGCCUGAAGUCGCUGGCCCCGUCGCCAGACGACUCAAAGCACAUUGUUACCCACAUUGUGUUCAAGUCCGUCAACUUUAGUCGCAUUGUCGUCUCCAUGCACAAGCCUUCAGCAUAUAUCAGAGCUGAAAUCCUAAACGACAGCAGGGUUUACCUCAUGGACGGUCCUGUAGGCCUGGUAAUGGACGGAGUCUUCAUCAGGCGUGCUGAGCUCCCUUAUUGCAUUCCAGGCGGUUCCUUUACGCUGGGAUUGUGUCUUGAUCCUGAAAUUCUUGUCGAGCCCUCGAUGCCGGAAUUCACUCGCACCCCAUCUAGUUCGUCCACGGCGGGACAGGUGGUGACUUACAAGCAAACGGUCAAGAUUUUCAACACGUGUUCUAGGGAUAGGGAGGAGUCCGUGCAGAUCACCGUCAUAGAUCCGUCGCCCAUUGACAACAAAGACGGGAAUGUCUACACUCGUCUCGUGCAACCCCCUGGUCUCACACCGGGAGGACCUGGAGUCGAAGCCGGCGUCGGCAUCGAGGGCAAAAGCCCAAGCCCGUUUCCACACUGGGGAAAGGCAACCGCUGCGCUGACGAGUGGAGGCGACCUUGCUUGGGACGUUACCCUCAAUGCUGGCAAAGGCGUCGAAAUGACUCGGGAAUAUUGCGCGCUCGUUCCCCAUGGUAGGGACCGCGGCAAUGUCUUGACCGAUGUAGCAAAUUGGGUCGAGAAGGCAGCUGAGGUAGAACAUGAAUGCGCCGGUGCAACUCCAUCGAGUCUUGACGAGUUCACAGCUGGAGGUUGA